AUGAUUGAACAAGAGGAAGAAGCAAAAAUACGGGCCAAAGAGGAAAAGGAGAACCUGAAGCUAGAGCAACAGAGGAUCGGAAAUACUUUACAGAAUGAACUUGACGUACCUGGAGAAAAACGUGUGAAUAGAGCCUAUUCUAUGGACAUGCAAAUCGCUUUGCAGGAUGAACGUGUUCGGACUAAAAUACGCACUGAAAGACGAAGACGCAGUAUAAUUCAGCAAAGACGAAGGAAAUUUUCUAAAGCGACAAGAGAAGUGGACUUUUCUGGUUUUGAAGCAACUGAAGAUGUGCAAGAACAAAAUAUGAAUGUAGAAGAUGAAGAAAUUGAACAAUUGUCAGAUCUUGAUUCUGGAGAUGAAUCUGAUAAUUCAAAAGGAACUGCUGAUGACCGUAAAAAGAGGAAUGGUGACAUUGAAGAUCUGUUGGCCGUUGCCUUGAAAAGUGGAGAGGAAGAGCUUGACAAAAAACGAGGAUUUAUUAAAUAUAAACGGCAGAAAGUUAUUUACAGGCCUCCUGAACAACGACUAAAAGAUUGGGAUGAGGUUGUUGACUAUAGAGCAGUUCGAUCUAAUAUUAGAGAGCAAGCAGCACGAUGUAUGGAUUGUGGAAUUCCAUUUUGUCAAGGAAAUACUGGUUGUCCUCUUGGAAAUAUAAUUCCAAAAUGGAAUGAUUAUGUUUUUAAAAAUAAUUGGAGACAAGCUCUUGAACAGCUUUUACAAACAAACAAUUUUCCUGAAUUUACUGGUCGAGUUUGUCCGGCUCCUUGUGAGUCUGCGUGUUGUGUUGGAAUUAGUUCACCGCCGGUAACGAUAAAGGGAAUUGAAUGUGCUAUAAUUGAUUAUGCUUUUUUGAAUAAUUGGAUAGAGCCACAAAAACCUCCAACUCGAACUGGAAAGAGAAUAGCUAUCAUUGGUAGUGGACCUGCAGGACUGGCAGCUGCUGCACAGCUUAACAAGGCUGGUCAUACUGUUGUUGUUUAUGAACGAAAGAAUAGAAUUGGUGGAUUACUUCGCUAUGGAAUUCCACAAAUGAAAUUGGACAAAUUUGUUUUGGAUCGUCGGUUAAAGCUAAUGGAAGAAGAAGGGAUAAGAUUUAUUGCAAAUACAGAAAUUGGAAAACACGUACCCGCUGACUUAUUAUUAAAAGAAAACGAUGUUUGUGUUUUAUGUACAGGAAGUACAACACCUAGAGAUAUUAGAAUUCCUGGAAGAGAAUCUAAAGGAAUUUGUUUUGCAAUGGAAUUCUUAGAAAAAAGUCAACGACGAAGAGCAGGCGAUAAUGUUUCAUGGGAAGGAUUGGAUCCCGCUUCUAAAAAAGUUAUUGUUUUGGGUGGUGGAGAUACUGCAACUGAUUGUAUUGGAACUUCUUUAAGACUUAAUGCAAAGUCUGUUCAAGCUUUUGAAAUUUUACCUCAACCACCACCUGAAAGAAAACCUGAAAAUCCUUGGCCUCAAUGGCCCACUAUUUUCCGUGUGGAUUAUGGACAUGAAGAGGCACAAGCACGUGAUGGAAAAGAUCCAAGAACUUAUGCGAUCAGUACAAAGGAAUUUAUUACCGAUGACAAAAAUGGUGUUCAAGUAGUGACUGGACUUAAAACAAUUGCAAUAGAAUGGGUUAAAGAUGAUAAAGGAGCCUGGAAAAUGCUUGAAAAGGAGGGAACUGAAGAGAUACAUGAAUGUGAUCUUUGUAUUUUGGCAAUGGGAUUUGUGGGCCCAGAAAAGACAGUAAUUGAUCAACUUAAAUUGGACUAUGACAAUCGUCAAAAUAUAAAAACACCGGUAGAGAAAUACAAUGCAAGUGCUGCCAGAGUUUUUGCAGCAGGAGAUUGUCGAAGAGGCCAAUCUUUAGUAGUAUGGGCAAUACAUGAAGGUAGACAAGCUGCUAGACAAGUUGAUCAUUAUCUUAUGGGAUCGACAAAUCUAGCUGGGCAUGGUGGAAUUGUUAUGGAUCCAAUUCCAGAUUGAUUUAAAUUGAAUUUUCUUAUUUUUUGUUAGCUAUUUUGUUUUUAUGCUAUGAAUACCUUAAAUACUGAAUUUCAAUGACAUACUUCCAUUGAAUGUCACAAAAAUUUCUUGAUUGUGCGUAUUAGUUUUCAGAAAAUAUGACAUUAAAAUAGAAUGGAAGUAUAAGUCUGUAAUUCAAGCUUUAUGGUAUAUAAUAUUUUAUACUGCAUUUAUGCACCGACCCACAUGAUAAUAUUUGAUUGCUUUUUAUGCGAAAUAAAGAAUUUUUAAUUUUAUAAAUGUUUUUAAAUUUAUAUGACCCAUAAGAUCGCUACAAAUCUUCAGUUUUCAGACCACAAGAUCACCGCCACUUCCAGACCCAUGACUAUCCAAAAGAUCACUUCCAGAAUGUCAAAUUUAUUACAGUAUCCACGACUUCCAAAAGAUCACCUCCAGAAUGUCAAUUUAUUACAUAUCCACGACUUCCAAAAGAUCACUUCCAGAAGGUCAACUUCAUUACAGUAUCUAUGACUUCCAAAAGACUUCCAAAAGAUCACCUCCAGAAUGUCAAAUUUAUUACAGUAUCCGCG
This is a messenger RNA of Meloidogyne enterolobii, 2537 nucleotides long. Lineage: Eukaryota; Metazoa; Nematoda; Chromadorea; Rhabditida; Meloidogynidae. The record is from the annotation of a GenBank genome assembly.